Molecule: messenger RNA, 1019 nt
Organism: Calidris pugnax (ruff)
Lineage: Eukaryota; Metazoa; Chordata; Aves; Charadriiformes; Scolopacidae
Gene: DAPP1
Product: dual adaptor of phosphotyrosine and 3-phosphoinositides
Exons: 9
Coding region: 51-836 (261 amino acids)
Source: RefSeq, a predicted model, not a curated record
CGGCCCGCCGAGGCGGCGGCGGCGGGCAGCCCUCGUCCUCCGGCGGGACGAUGACCCAACGCCGGGAGAAGCGUCCCACCGCGCCGCUGGACGAGGAGCUGGAGGCGCUCGGGUGGUACCAUGACAAUCUUACCCGGCACGCAGCAGAAGCACUGCUGCUUUCCAACGGGCAGGAUGGAAGCUAUCUCUUGAGGAAGAGUAACGAGAGGGAAGAUCUGUACUCCCUCUCUGUAAGGGGAAAAGAUUCUGUGAAACACUUCCACAUUGAACAUACAGGAACUUCAUUCAAAUUCGGAUUUAAUGAAUUUUCUAGCUUGAAGGAAUUAGUCAUGCAUUUUGCAAAUCAGCCUUUAAUUGGAAGCGAAACAGGAACCUUAAUCGUACUGAAGCACCCCUACCCACGGGAGGUGGAAGAACCUUCCAUUUAUGAGUCUGUCCGAGUUCACACAGCGAUGCAGACAGGAAGGACAGAAAGUGAUCUUGUUCCAAAUGCUCCCUCACUUGGUACAAAAGAAGGAUAUUUGAUAAAACAAGGCAAAAUAGUCAAGAAUUGGAAGACAAGGUGGUUUACACUGCAUAGGAAUGAACUUAAGUAUUUCAAAGACCAGACAGCCACAGAACCAAUCCGUGCACUUGACUUAACUGAAUGCUCAGCUGUGCAAUUUGACUAUUCCCAGGAAAGAGUUAAUUGUUUCUGUCUAGUGUUCCCACUAAGGACGUACUACCUCUGCGCGAAAACUGGAAUAGAAGCUGACGAGUGGAUUAAAAUACUGCGGUGGAAACUGUCACAGAUACGGAAGCAACUGGAGCAGCGUGAGGCCACCCUCAGCUCCUAGCGGUUGCCCCCGUGGCAGGAGCUGCUGCUUUGCGGAAGGGGAAGGUGUUGCUUACCAGAGGGUGGUCUCAGGUGUCUCCGUGACUGGCAGCGGGCACGUGUGUGGGUCUGUGCCUGCAGAUGGGUGCUCACCUCCAGCUCUGCAUCCACAGAGCUCCUACAGCCCAGCUCUCUCUGGCUGUUA